AUGAGUAUCAAUGACCUCCUCAGCCCUUCUGAUAUCGCUGCUGCGCUCAGAGACUGCCAAGCUCCAGAUAGUUUUAACCCCAAAAAAUUCUUUCAAAUCAGCGGCAUGACCAAAAAGAGUGGAAGCCAAGUGAAGGAGAUCUUCCGGUACCUAGACAAUGAUCAAAGCGGCUUCAUCGAAGAAGAUGAACUCAAAUUUUUCCUCCAGAGGUUUGACAGCGGAGCCCGGGUGUUAACACCUACGGAAACCAAAACGCUUAUGGCAGCGGCAGACCAUGACGGAGACGGAAAAAUUGGGGCUGAAGAAUUCCAGGAAAUGGUGCACUCCUAA
Messenger RNA from Elgaria multicarinata webbii, 330 nucleotides. RefSeq names its product parvalbumin, thymic CPV3. The coding region runs from base 1 to 330 and encodes 109 amino acids. The record is from RefSeq and is a predicted model, not a curated record. Gene Ontology annotation, cellular component: cytoplasm. NCBI's taxonomy places the organism in Eukaryota, Metazoa, Chordata, Lepidosauria, Squamata, Anguidae. Gene Ontology annotation, molecular function: calcium ion binding. The transcript is spliced from 4 exons.